Sesamum indicum (sesame) is the source of this 1931-nucleotide messenger RNA. Its product is annotated as ATPase GET3B. Gene Ontology annotation, biological process: tail-anchored membrane protein insertion into ER membrane. Gene Ontology annotation, molecular function: ATP binding; ATP hydrolysis activity. Gene Ontology annotation, cellular component: GET complex. The record is from RefSeq and is a predicted model, not a curated record. Lineage: Eukaryota; Viridiplantae; Streptophyta; Magnoliopsida; Lamiales; Pedaliaceae.
GCUAAACGGGUUGGAUUCUCUAAAACGGGUCUUCUGUCGUGUACGCUGGAGGAAUACAAUUGCGCAGGCGAACUGAGCUAGUCGUCAUCGACUUUGUUUCUCACUUCUCUGAACCUCUCUCCUGCUAAUUAACCGCCAUGGCUUCGUGUUCUUCUUCUGCUGCCAUUUUUACAACCCUCAGGCCUAUGGCAAUUUUGAGUAAUAAUUCUCGCAAUUUUCACUCGCUCAGGCCCCAUUUGGCACCUUUCUUGAAAUUCAAGCCAAGUUCCAAGUCCAGCCUUUUGUCCAUUUCUGUCGUCCGAAAAAUGCCCAGAAGAAAUCUUCAAGUGAAAUCAGUUGCUGCACCAACAGAAUCAGUUGCUGGCUUUGAUGAAAUGGUCUCUGGAACUCAACGCAAAUAUUACAUGCUUGGUGGAAAGGGGGGAGUUGGAAAGACAAGCUGCGCUGCAUCACUUGCUGUUAAGUUUGCAAAUAAUGGCCAUCCUACUCUAGUGGUUUCAACUGAUCCUGCACAUUCCUUGAGUGAUUCAUUUGCCCAGGAUUUAACUGGAGGAACUCUAGUACCUGUUGAGGGUCCGAUUUCUCCACUUUUUGCCCUUGAGAUAAACCCUGAAAAGGCAAGAGAAGAAUUUCGAACUGUCAGCCAGAAAAAUGGUGGAACUGGAGUCAAAGAUUUCAUGGAUGGCAUGGGUCUAGGGAUGAUUGCGGACCAGCUUGGGGAACUAAAGCUUGGAGAGUUGCUGGACACACCUCCUCCAGGUCUAGAUGAAGCUAUAGCAAUUUCAAAGGUUAUUCAAUUCCUUGAAUCAAAAGAGUACAACAUGUUUACUCGGAUAGUGUUUGAUACCGCUCCCACAGGUCACACAUUACGACUUUUGUCAUUGCCAGACUUCUUGGAUGCAUCGAUUGGGAAGAUAUUAAAGUUAAGGCAGAAAAUAUCUGCAGCUACAUCAGCCAUAAAAUCUGUCUUUGGCCAGGAAGAAACUCAACAAAAUGCUGCUGACAAAUUAGAGAAAUUAAGGGAGAGAAUGAUAAAAGUGAGAGAGCUUUUUCGUGACACAAACUCUACGGAGUUUGUAAUUGUAACAAUCCCCACGGUGAUGGCAAUCAGUGAAUCAUCAAGAUUAUGUGCUUCCUUACGGAAAGAAAGUGUUCCUGUCAAGAGGCUGGUGGUUAACCAAAUCCUUCCACCGUCCGCCUCUGAUUGCAAGUUCUGUGCAAUGAAGAGGAAGGAUCAAACACGAGCUCUCGGCAUGAUACAAAAUGACCCAGCACUCUCCAGCUUGACGAUGAUCCAGGCACCUCUCGUUGAUGUAGAAAUCAGGGGUGUACCUGCUCUUCAGUUUUUAGGGGACAACAUAUGGAAAUGAAACCUCCUCGUACUAUCAGCUAUCAAUGCAGAUCUUUGUGCAGUCCUGAAAUGCUACUGCAAUUUCACCAACUACAUUAUCUAGACAGCCUCAGAAUGGUCUUGUUAGAACUGGACUAAGCUUUGGCGCUUGACUUCAGAAUAUUGGCCAUGAGCUGCCAAUUCGUUUGUAUCAUCACAGUGCUGUCAGAUACAAGCCUUCCCAAGUGAAAAUCCCUUGAAACUAAUAAAUGAAGGGGAAGAUGACUAUAGCUUGGUUUUGCUUCAAGGAUCCUCAUUUUCUACACAAAGGAGUCAUAGGAAAAUCAAAUUACACAUGAACUAAUAUCUUUCCUGGAUAUAUGUCGUAACUAACUGAUUGUGUACUUAUACGCCGUUAAUAUUUAUAUAUAUCUUACCUUUGAAUUCUCUGGAGUUGGCAUCUACAAAAACCUUGUCUGAAAGGGUUGAAGGAUCAUUGUUUGUUAGAGAAGAAGUUACAAUGAUAUCAAUGUGUAUCUGUUGAACGUGAACUUGAGAAAUUAUUGUCGUUCUGAUUUUGAACACAAGUUCUCAAUCUUAA